GGCCAAUCGGCGUCCAGCUGGCUCAGCUGAUCUGGUGUCGACAGCCGUCGUUGGCUCUUCCUCUUGUGUUGUUAUGUUCUCAAACUUCCUGUCCAGUCUGAGCAAGCAAUGGCAAGUGGUGGAUGAACAUGGUGAUGUAGUGGAUGACGAUGAAACUUCGAGCAUCGAUUCGGAUUGGUCUUUCAUGCAAUUGGACGAUGGUUCCAACUUAUCCAACCGAUCUCGAUCACCGACAGGCACUGAGACAUCUUCCCGCUCGCUUUCCAGAGAUGAACGUCAUUUUGGUUUUCCGAACAGCUUGGACUCUCCCGUACGACAGGAUCCCAACGACAGGCCCGUGAGCCGAUCAGCUCGGUCAGCCCAGCCUGCGGUAGCGCAUCCACGCGGUGCGACCGCCGCUGCCCUUGUUGGCGCCGAUCAAACCACACGGGGUGUCGUUCGCCCGAACCCAGUAGAAUCACGUCAGGUAGCGGCCCGUUGGAAUGCCGCCGUCCAUGUCAACGGUCGCCGUUCACAUCGCACCAAGCAAAACGUGGACGCCCAACGUGCCAAAUGUCUGCGCCGGGGUGCACAAGUCACCACUGGCUUCCAGCGCAUUCAAGUUCGCUUGAUGUCUGGCGGACAACUGCCUCAGGGACGCAACAUCGCAGCAAACAAAAAUUAACUGGGCUGCCUGUUUCAGCGUUCAUUCGUGUCUCACUCUCCUCUUUUCCCAAAGUAACGUGCUAACUUCUGGUCGUUUGCUUAUUUUUGGUCAUUCGUGUGGUUGUCUGCUUCCCCUAAAUGAAACCCCCCGUGUUUACUAUCUCAGUCCGUUUGGUUGCUCGUUAUUCUUUUCCUUUGUGUUGGCUAUUUACCUCGUUACAGUUCAUGUACUUCAGCGUUCUUUACCCUAAUCACUCCAUCAUAACUUUGAAAACUUUAGCGAUACAUCAAUCAAGAAAUAGUCAAAAAAAUUCUUCGCCUCUCGGCAUUGAUCUGUGGUUUACUAUUUUUGUGCCGUUGCGUUUGUCUCUUUCUUCUUUGUUUUAUUUCUUUCGAGUAGCUCAUCUACUCUAGUCAUCUUUCGCUCAAUGUUGGUGUCGUCAAUGCACACUUAAAUGAGCUGCGUGCCUGUAGGCACGCAACAAAACAAAAAAUACAGAAACAUAUCUUAGCUACUCAAAGUAGUGUGAACUUUUUCGAUAAUUUG
Opisthorchis viverrini is the source of this 1192-nucleotide messenger RNA. RefSeq lists its product as hypothetical. Lineage: Eukaryota; Metazoa; Platyhelminthes; Trematoda; Opisthorchiida; Opisthorchiidae. The coding region runs from base 74 to 664 and encodes 196 amino acids. The transcript is spliced from 3 exons. The record is from RefSeq and is a predicted model, not a curated record.